Messenger RNA from Pseudocercospora fijiensis CIRAD86, 561 nucleotides. RefSeq lists its product as uncharacterized. The coding region runs from base 1 to 561 and encodes 186 amino acids. The record is from RefSeq and is a predicted model, not a curated record. NCBI's taxonomy places the organism in Eukaryota, Fungi, Ascomycota, Dothideomycetes, Mycosphaerellales, Mycosphaerellaceae. The transcript has 4 exons.
AUGUAUGAGAUGGCGGAGGAAGACUGGAAGAGCGCGCAGACGAAAGGAGAGGAGAGGAGUCAAGGUUCCGCCGGAGCUCAUAUAGAGCGCCAAGCACAUGGAGUUCUGGUCCGUGCAUUCUUAGCAGGUUCUCUCAAAAACACGCCAUUCGCGUCUAGCGGCCCGGAGCAACAGGAUCCAGACUCGCCGCCAGUAGGCCAGGGCUCGUGGCAACGCAUGCUCGUAAGCCAGCCUCCAGUUCGAAGCUUGGGAUAUUAUUACUACUGGUACACAAUACGCUGUUCCUGUGGAGAGAAGCAGUAUCGGGGGUACGACGGGCUUGUCCACGAUAGGGUCACGCUGCAUCAUGAUAUGACUGCAGGAGAUGCACAGCGCAUGAUAUCUGCGAACUGCACUCGUCGAUCAGGAGCUAGAGGGAUGGUAGUGGAAGUUGAAGAGAGCCUGAUUCGAAAUGCUGUCAAUGGUAGUUUGGAAGGAGAGGAGGGAGUGGUCAGCAUUCAGGCAUUCAGGCCGCAGCGCAAGCCAGACGGGCCGCCUCUUUUCGCCUCCACUGAACCUUGA